Messenger RNA from Cynocephalus volans (Philippine flying lemur), 2721 nucleotides. RefSeq names its product kirre like nephrin family adhesion molecule 3 (gene KIRREL3). Gene Ontology annotation, cellular component: cell-cell junction; plasma membrane. Gene Ontology annotation, biological process: cell-cell adhesion; synapse assembly. NCBI's taxonomy places the organism in Eukaryota, Metazoa, Chordata, Mammalia, Dermoptera, Cynocephalidae. The coding region runs from base 1 to 2721 and encodes 906 amino acids. The record is from RefSeq and is a predicted model, not a curated record. Gene Ontology annotation, molecular function: cell adhesion molecule binding. The transcript is spliced from 20 exons.
AUGGGCUCUUCCAAGCUGGUACUAGAUUUCCACCUCACUGACUGCACCCACACCCUGUCCCUGACACUGUCCCAGCUGAGUCCUUGCUUUCAGAGCCUUGCCAUCCUGACCCUCUCCUCUGGUGCCCCCAGCAUUGUCCUGUACCUGUCAAAGCACAGCUUACAGAGCUGGCACCACCCUCCACAUGGUGUGAGCGGUGCCGAGCAGAACUUCCAUCAGCUGCUUGAAUUGUGUGGACUGGGGCAGGUGGGGGACGCGGGCAGCUGCCUGGGCUUUGCUCUGCCCUGGAGAACAAGGUCGCGCCGGCCCCCGGCGCUCUGCUUCUUGCUGGGCUCAGCUCCCAAGGUGGCUCAAGAAAUGGGCUUUCCAGGGACCUCACUCCCCCGGGGGCUUCGCAAUGCUACUGAUGACCACCAGCUGCAUGCCCUUGACUCCAUCAAGCUGGGCCUCCAGAAGAGAGGAUGCUGUCUGGUGCUGGGCUACAUGGCCAAGGACAAGUUUCGAAGAAUGAAUGAAGGCCAGGUCUACUCCUUCAGCCAGCAGCCCCAGGACCAGGUGGUGGUAUCCGGACAGCCAGUGACGCUGCUGUGCGCCAUCCCUGAAUACGAUGGCUUCGUUCUGUGGAUCAAAGACGGCUUGGCUCUGGGUGUGGGCAGGGACCUCUCAAGUUACCCACAGUACCUGGUGGUAGGGAACCACCUGUCAGGGGAGCACCACUUGAAGAUCCUGCGGGCAGAGCUGCAAGACGAUGCUGUGUACGAGUGCCAGGCCAUCCAGGCCGCCAUCCGGUCCCGCCCUGCACGCCUCACCGUCCUGGUGCCACCCGAUGACCCCGUCAUUCUGGGGGGGCCUGUGAUCAGCCUGCGGGCAGGGGACCCCCUCAACCUCACCUGCCACGCAGACAACGCCAAGCCCGCAGCCUCCAUCAUCUGGCUUCGCAAGGGAGAGGUCAUCAACGGAGCCACCUACUCCAAGACCCUGCUUCGCGAUGGCAAGCGCGAGAGCAUCGUCAGCACACUCUUCAUCUCCCCUGGAGACGUGGAGAAUGGCCAGAGCAUCGUGUGCCGCGCCACCAACAAAGCCAUCCCUGGAGGGAAGGAGACCUCGGUCACCAUCGACAUCCAGCAUCCCCCACUUGUCAACCUGUCUGUGGAACCACAGCCAGUGCUGGAGGACAACGUCGUGACAUUCCACUGCUCUGCAAAGGCCAACCCAGCUGUCACCCAGUACAGGUGGGCCAAGCGGGGCCAGAUCAUCAAGGAGGCAUCGGGAGAAGUGUAUAGGACCACCGUGGACUACACGUAUUUCUCAGAGCCUGUCUCCUGCGAGGUGACCAACGCUUUGGGCAGCACCAACCUCAGCCGAACAGUCGAUGUCUAUUUUGGGCCCCGGAUGACCAUGGAGCCCCAGUCUCUGCUCGUGGAUCUGGGCUCUGACGCUGUCUUCAGCUGCUCCUGGACCGGCAACCCAUCCCUGACCAUCGUCUGGAUGAAGCGGGGCUCCGGUGUGGUUCUGAGCAAUGAAAAGACCCUCACCCUCAAAUCCGUCCGCCAGGAGGAUGCUGGAAAGUACGUGUGCCGGGCUGUGGUGCCCCGGGUAGGAGCCGGAGAGCGAGAGGUGACCCUGACUGUCAAUGGACCCCCCAUCAUCUCCAGCACCCAGACGCAGCAUGCCCUCCACGGGGAGAAAGGCCAGAUCAAGUGCUUCAUCCGGAGCACGCCACCGCCGGACCGCAUCGCCUGGUCCUGGAAGGAGAAUGUGCUGGAGUCGGGGACAUCGGGGCGCUACACUGUGGAGACCAUCAGCACCGAGGAGGGGGUCAUCUCUACCCUGACCAUCAGCAACAUCGUGCGGGCUGACUUCCAGACCAUCUACAACUGCACCGCCUGGAACAGCUUCGGCUCUGACACAGAGAUCAUCCGGCUCAAGGAGCAAGGUUCGGAAAUGAAGUCGGGAGCCGGGCUGGAAGCAGAGUCCGUGCCAAUGGCUGUCAUCAUCGGGGUGGCCGUAGGAGCUGGCGUGGCCUUCCUCGUCCUCAUGGCAACCAUUGUGGCCUUCUGCUGUGCCCGUUCCCAGAGAAAUCUCAAAGGUGUUGUGUCGGCCAAAAAUGAUAUCCGAGUGGAGAUUGUCCACAAGGAGCCUGCCUCUGGCCGGGAGGCUGAAGAGCACCCCACCAUCAAGCAGCUGAUGAUAGACCGGGGUGAGUUCCAACAAGACUCAGUACUGAAGCAGCUGGAGGUCCUCAAAGAAGAGGAGAAGGAGUUUCAGAACCUAAAGGACCCCACCAAUGGCUACUACAGUGUCAACACCUUCAAAGAGCACCACUCGACCCCCACCAUCUCCCUGUCCAGCUGUCAGCAGGACCUGCGUCCUCCAGGCAAGCAGCGCGUGCCCACGGGCAUGUCCUUCACCAACAUCUACAGCACCCUGAGUGGCCAGGGCCGCCUCUACGACUACGGGCAGCGGUUUGUGCUGGGCAUGGGCAGCUCAUCCAUCGAGCUUUGUGAGCGGGAGUUCCAGAGAGGCUCCCUCAGCGACAGCAGCUCCUUCCUGGACACGCAGUGUGACAGCAGCGUCAGCAGCAGUGGCAAGCAGGACGGCUAUGUGCAGUUCGACAAGGCCAGCAAGGCCUCUGCCUCCUCUUCCCACCACUCCCAGUCCUCUUCCCAGAACUCUGACCCCAGUCGACCCCUGCAGCGGCGGAUGCAGACUCACGUCUGA